Messenger RNA from Rhizopus microsporus ATCC 52813, 754 nucleotides. RefSeq lists its product as uncharacterized. Bases 160 to 498 code for a protein of 112 amino acids. The record is from RefSeq and is a predicted model, not a curated record. Lineage: Eukaryota; Fungi; Mucoromycota; Mucoromycetes; Mucorales; Rhizopodaceae. The transcript is spliced from 2 exons.
GGCAAUGUCAGGUAUUUGUAGUCGUCGCCCCUCGUAUAUAUUCCGGUCGUACCCUCAUUUAAUAGCUCUUUUUUCACACUUGUAAUAAAAACCGUGAUUGUUUGCUAUUCACUCUUUGCUGUUUUCACAUAAUAUAACCACAAAUACAACAUACUUACAAUGGCCAACUACGAAGAUACCUUAACCUGUAUUGAACUAAAAAAGAUCAUUAACAUUCACAAGCGACUCUUGUGGUGCUUGGAUCGCCUAGACGUAUCUUUCCAGUUAGGUGAAAUAUCGCCCUUGGGCAUGCAAGCAGCCAUGGUGUUUAUAAGAAUCGACCAAGAGCAGACAAUCCACAAGUCUAUAAAACUGUUGAUUGUUGUAGGUCUCCAUACGCCAGAUUUUGUUGUCCAUCACCACGGUUCAAUUAAUUGUGAUUAUCCAUAUCGUAAGCGCCCAGAGGCUGCUUGCAAAAGACGAAAAAGAAAAAGAAUUUUUCAAAUAUCAAGAAUAUAGAGAUGCCUACAAACUCGAUGGUGCUCAAGAUAUUUGAUUUGAACUUUGUUGGUGGUCUCACUUGUGUUCGUGUCCAUGAUGCUGGCUACUAUGUAGAAAUAUAUGUAAUAAUAAAAGAAGAAUUGGCUGUCCUUAUAGAAGAAAGAAACCAACAGGAAAUAUUACAUCAAGGAGCCCAUAAUAUUAUCUAAUGAAGCACUAGUCUCAAAGUAUGUGUCGUAUUCUACGUUGAAUAAAAGUCCAUAGGCAGUGCCCG